AAAUCUGAGAAGGUAUCUAUUUGUAGAUAUACACAGUAUUCUGUACGCAUUUGUAAGAUCAGCACAAACAGUUUCCAAUCAGUCGAAUCAGGUGUUAAAGUAGUCUUAACACGCCGUCAAAAUGACCCGUGUUCUUGUCACUGGGGCCUCUGGUUUCCUCGCAUUGCAUGUUGUUAAGCAGCUGUUGGAGUCUGGUCAACAAUACAUCGUUCGAGGAACAGUCAGAAGUUUAGCGAACGAACAGAAGCUCAAACCAUUGAGGGCACUGUGCCCAGAAAAUUCGAAACAACAGCUGGAAUUGGUGGAAGCAGAUCUUAGUCAAAGAGAAUCUUGGAUUGAUGCUGUCAAAGACUGUACCUAUGUGAUUCAUGUUGCGUCACCGCUCCCUCUCAAGAUGCCAAGAGAUGAGAUGGAGGUUAUUGGACCCGCCGUGGAAGGAACCAAAAGCGUCCUUGAAGCGUGCGCCAAGACCAAGGGCGGGGUAAAAAGAGUUGUGUUGACGAGUUCCAGUGCUGCAAUUCAUAGUGGUCGACAAGGCGUUGAAGAUAAAGUCUUCACCGAGGAGGACUGGGCAGCAGACGAGGGGGUCAGCCCGUAUGAGAAGAGCAAGAAGCGUGCGGAAAAGGCCGCCUGGGAACUAGUGGAGAAGUUGGCAGAUGAUGAGAAGUUUGAGCUUUGUACCAUCAAUCCUGGGUUUAUUGUUGGCCCUGUGUUGGGCUCUUACUGCACAAGCACCGAGCUUCACAGGCGUUUUCUUCAGCGAGAAAUGCCAAUGGUUCCUAAAAUGAUGUUUGGAGUGAUUGAUGUCAGAGAUUGUGCUAGAGCUCAUAUAAUUGCUAUGACGUCACCUAAAGCACCUGGUAACAGAUACCUCGCCAUCACGGACUGUUACUGGAUGGAUGAUAUGGCACGGCUGCUUCAUGAAGAAUUCAGACCUCUCGGUUAUAAAGUUCCUACCACAGUGGCUCCAAAGGUCAUGAUAAAAAUCGCCUCGUGGUUUGAUGGCACGUUGAAGUUUAUUUUACCUUUUCUUAACAAAGACAUCAAGUUAGAUAAUUCGAAGAUAAAAGACCAUUUCGGUAUGCAGUUUGAGGAUUUCAAGAAAAGCGUAAUAGACAUGGCCUACAGUUUGAUCGAAAGAGGUUUUGUCAAGAAGACACCGCAAUACGAGGAAGCGAAAAAACAACAAGCCGCUAAUGGAUCUGGGUAGUUAAACUUGAGGAGACGUCACGCUCGAAGUUAGCUACAAUCCUCGUGAAGUUUUGUUGAAACAACCCACUCCUUAUUAAAUGUUGAGUUUAGUUCAGUCUGCAACACAGCGGUCAAACGCGUUGGUAUUUGGUCGUUAUUUUUUACUGGGAAUAGGAAUGUUUCCUAAGUUUACUUCUGAAAUUUUGCGCAGGAAUUGGGCGCGCGCACGCGACUGGCCAAAAUUGAUCCCCUUGCGCAUGCUCGACGUUUGUCCGCUGAUUUGAGGAAAACGAACCAAACUAGACAAUUUUCUAGAAAGGGAAAAUCGUGAAUUGACCAACCUAGGCUCUUAUGGAGCGAUGAAACAAUAGAUAAGCCAGAACAAAUAAAUAAAAUAGCACCCCAAAUAUUCGUAUAUUAUGUUCGACUCCAAAAGAAAAUAUAAUAAUGAA
Molecule: messenger RNA, 1643 nt
Organism: Pocillopora verrucosa
Lineage: Eukaryota; Metazoa; Cnidaria; Anthozoa; Scleractinia; Pocilloporidae
Biological process (GO): steroid biosynthetic process
Molecular function (GO): 3-beta-hydroxy-Delta5-steroid dehydrogenase (NAD+) activity
Source: RefSeq, a predicted model, not a curated record